Molecule: messenger RNA, 468 nt
Organism: Diaporthe citri
Lineage: Eukaryota; Fungi; Ascomycota; Sordariomycetes; Diaporthales; Diaporthaceae
Exons: 2
Coding region: 1-468 (155 amino acids)
Source: RefSeq, a predicted model, not a curated record
AUGAAGAAUGUUGUCGCGGUAAUAAUCCCGGCGACCUACUUCAUGCCAGGCUUCUUUGUGGCCAACCUGCCCGGCGGCAUGAUGCGACAGCUGCCGCCCAACAACGACUGGACGCUGGCGCUCCCCGUGCCCGAGGACGCCCCCUUCCCCGUGUUCGACGCGGCCGAGGACACGGGCAAGUGGGACAAGGCGAUCGUGCUGAAGCGCGACGAGCUGCUGGGCGAGCGGGUGUACGCUGCGACGGCGUACCUGACGCCCGCGGAGAUCGUUGCCGGGUUCAAGAAGGCGUUCCCCGAGGCCGGCGCGACGGCGACCUUCUUAGCACGUCGCACGAGCAAGAACAUGAGGUUGAUGGCUGAGGGCGGAUACUUUGGUGGGAAGGAGCUUUCGCUGGAUAUCCUUGAGGACAAGCCGACCACCUGGGAGGAGCAUCUGAAGAGCAACCCAGCUACCAAGGACCUGAAGUAG